Candidula unifasciata is the source of this 1116-nucleotide messenger RNA. The record is from the annotation of a GenBank genome assembly. NCBI's taxonomy places the organism in Eukaryota, Metazoa, Mollusca, Gastropoda, Stylommatophora, Geomitridae.
AUGUAUCCGCCACCUGCAGGUAACAUAGAACCGAACAAGAUGACAAAAAACGGCAGCUGCAGCACUAACAGAGACUGGCACCUCAGCUACUGGACCCCGCUGCCUGAAACAGUUGUUGAAGGCAUCAUCUUGAGCACAUCAGUGUGUCUCAGCACACUACUGCUGGUCAUCGUCUGCUGUUCAAGCAAACUCCGCUCUAGUACGCAUAUCUUCAUCUCCUCACUGGCAGUCAAUGACAUUCUCAUCUCCAUCUACGGCUUCGCUUAUCUGACAAUAGAUGUCCUGGUGGAUUUCGUGUGUUUCUCCCCUACUGCACUGGAUCACAUGGAACGAGGGGUCAACAUUUGUUUCUCUGUCAACACUUUUGCCAGCUACCUAAAUAUUCUCUUCGUGUCUGGAGAGCGUUGGCUGUUUAUUUCUCGUCCGUUUCUACAUCAACGGCUAAUCUCCCCUCGCUCUACUUGUAUCGGAGUGGCUUUAGCGUGGCUGAGUUCCGUGCUAGUUAAUGUGGAAGCAUUCAUGGUCAAUCUCAAACAUUAUAUAACAAUAUCGGACAUUAAGUCUGAUGUGGUGUUUCCUUGCGUUCAUACUGUGGUGACAGUCCUUCUCUUCUCCAUCUACGUGCACUUAACGGUAAUCACGAGAAGGCAAAUGGCUGCAAUCAAUAAAACAAGUUAUUUCCGACCUAGAAGAAAUAGUGUCGACACCAGAAACGUUGAACUGGCGGACACAAACAUGAAACUUCUGAGGGAAAACCUCAGGAGCAUUCGACUUUUGGUGACUGUGUUUGGCGGGUUUGUGGUUCUGCUAAGUCCGGGAAUCUAUUACCAUUUUUAUGUGAGGUUUUUCCAGGACAAGCAAAAAUUUGCGAAUGUCCAUCAGGGGUUAAAACUGUUGACCUACUUUCACGCUUGUGUCAACUUUGUCGUGUUUGCCAGUUUGGAUAAGAGCUUUAGAAGAGUUCUGGUGACUUGGUUGAGACGAGCAAUAUGUCGACAUGUCAGAGAUAUGGGUGAGGUUCAAGACACUGUCUCGGUGUGUCGGAGAUGUCGGGGCGGUGGUAGAGUGAGCGUCGGGGACAGAAUUUCAACAGUAUCACAAAUCACAAUAACGUGA